Messenger RNA from Medicago truncatula (barrel medic), 1758 nucleotides. Its product is annotated as bromodomain-containing protein 4. Gene Ontology annotation, molecular function: nucleosomal DNA binding; double-stranded DNA binding. Bases 243 to 1511 code for a protein of 422 amino acids. Gene Ontology annotation, cellular component: nucleolus; nucleus; nucleosome. NCBI's taxonomy places the organism in Eukaryota, Viridiplantae, Streptophyta, Magnoliopsida, Fabales, Fabaceae. The record is from RefSeq and is a predicted model, not a curated record. The transcript has 3 exons. Gene Ontology annotation, biological process: chromosome condensation; negative regulation of DNA recombination; nucleosome assembly.
AGAAAUAUGUAUAGUACCAUCAUGAAUGACACAAGCACAAUGUUGUGUUGAGACAAAGUUUGUGAUUGUUUGACAGUUUGACCCCACUGAACUUGCUUCAGACUCACACAACACACAAGUCACAAGUGUAAGUGUAAUGGUCCCCCUUAUAGACAGAUAGACACGCACUUUCGUUACUCUAAUCUAGUAAGUAAUUCCCAAAAAUUGUCGAAUCUACCGUCGCUUACUCACUCAUCAUCACCAUGGACUUAACUUCCUUUGAUCUCCCUCCACCACCUCCACCCACCACCGUUCCCAGCUUCACUCACCACGUGGCACCCCAUCCUCCUUACGCUGAGAUGAUAUACAAAGCAAUUGAAGCACUGAAAGAGAAAGAUGGAUCAAGCAAAAGAGCAAUAGGAAAGUACAUAGAACAUGUAUACAAACAAGUUCUACCACCAGAACACAGUACCUUGUUGACACAACAUCUCAACCACUUGAAAUCUGCUGGUCUUCUAAUCAUGUUCAAAAAAUCAUACAAACUACCUUCCUCACUCCCUCCACCUCCAACUCUCAAUAGAUCUGACCACUCUGAAGCUCAUCUUCCUUUCACUCCUUUAACCCAAAGAGGUCGUGGUCGUCCUCCUAAGCACAAGCCCAUCCUCAUACCAAAUGCCCAGCCCGUUUUCGUUUCUCUAGACCCUCCUCCUCCUACAACUGCUGUGGAGCCUGUGCUGUCUGUUAAAAGAGGGCGUGGACGUCCGCCUGGGACUUUCAGAUCUAAGUCGAUAAAGAAGCCCAAAUCUGUGUCCAAUGGGCUCAAACGACGUCCUGGCCGUCCACCUAAAACCCAGUCGCACCCAACAACUGUCAUACCCUUUGCUGCUGCUCCUGCUCCUUCUGUUGUUUCAGAUGAAGCCAAUGUAUCUGUUAGAUCUACUAGGCCCAGAGGCCGCCCCAAGAAGUAUUCAGAUACGGUGGUUCCAGGUGCUGGAGCGACAAGGCGGGGUCGUCCUAAGAAGCUUGCCGUGGUGGGCAGGCCCAAAAAUCCCUCCGGAAGGCCAAUUGGCCGCCCAAAGGGAGCAAAAGGUAAAAAGUUUGUCAAUGAAGAUCUAAGAAGGAAGCUUGAACACUUUCAAUCAAAGGUUAAGGAAUCUCUUGACAUCCUUAAGCCUCUCUUUGAUCAUCAAAGUCCAGCCACUGCAGUUGCAGCAAUUCAAGAGUUAGAAAUGCUGGCAACUUUGGACCUUAAAGCACCAUUAAGAGAUGAAACACUUCAGCCACAACAAUUUCCGGAACCACAACCGCUGCAACAAGAGCUGCCAUCUCAGCAACUGCAUCCCCAGCCAGUGCCACAGGCGCUGCCAUCUCAGCAACUCCAUCCUCAACCAGUGCCACAGGCGCCACCAUCUCAGCAACUGCAUCCCCAGCAAGUGUCACAGGCACAGAAUUAUGAACAGCAAUAUCGCCAGAUGCCAUUGCAGCAACAGGUGCAGCAGCUGUUUCAACCACAUAAUUUAGCCCCAAGCUAGGAAGAUUUACAUGGGCCUCAAUUUGGUAACCCACUUGUAAAAGAUAUGUAAAGCUAGUAGUAGGUAGGAAGUAGGGGAACUGAUUUUCCGAGAAUCUAAUGACUGUGUUCCUUUGAAUUUGUUUUAUGCUACUUUAGAUUAAUUGACCCCUGUAAUAAUAUUUAGAGACCAGUGUACUGCUGAUUCUGUUGUUAUUCUACUUGUAUUAAUUUAGAACAAUGCUUUUAUUGGCAAUUUUAUUCUUUAA